Molecule: messenger RNA, 768 nt
Organism: Schistosoma spindalis
Lineage: Eukaryota; Metazoa; Platyhelminthes; Trematoda; Strigeidida; Schistosomatidae
Source: the annotation of a GenBank genome assembly
CACGUAUUUGAAUUUCAAGAUUAUACAUGUACUGAUAUUUUAACCUGCAGUCUUUCCCAGUUAUUUCCAGUCGCAAGUCAUCAAGGUGUAUCGUGUGAUCAACCUGAAUAUGAUAGAAAAUCAAGAUACCAUUGAGCUUAAAAAUUAUAAAAAACUAAAAAAUACAUACAAACUAUUUUGUGUAGGUUGCGUUAUUUUUCUUACUGGGUUUCUUUUCAUAUUUUUUGGCCGUCCAUACACAUUUGAUCGAACAAACAAGGACUUGUUCUUUGUUUUUGGACUGGUUUUUAUUUUCCCUGGAUCAUUCAUAACAUUGAUGUCGGCGUAUUUUCUUUUUCGUCUGUGGAAGAUUUCAAAUGACUUCAUAAAACUUAAUAAAACUCCUGUUUAUCCUGAAGAUACAGUUGAAGAUCUUGUACCCCCUGAGAAACAAUGGGUUGAACCCAUAGAAACUUCUCCUAAUUUUUCUAAAUUUGGUUUGAACUUAAAUGAACCUAUAUGAGCUAUCAACACUAACCAAAACAAUCAUUCUACCUAUUACGUGUUUUCUUGUUUUACGGUCAUUUGGAGGCUUAUCAGUCUUUUUGUAUAGAAAAUAAAUAAUACACAUGCUCAGUUUUCCUAUUUUUAUUUAUUUACCCGAAACAAAUUGAUUUUUAAUUAAAAGUUAAAGUCUUAACUUGUAUAUACUCGGAACUGCUUUAUGUGUCUGUCCCAUUUUGUCUGUACCAUCCUCGAUUUGAUGUAGAAGAUAAAAAUAAUCAGCGA